CCACUACCUUAAACCCUAUCCCAACAACAGCACCCUCUCUUUGAAAACCAUAAAAACCUUAAACCCCAGUCCAUUUAUUCUCCGGCUUCCAAAACCGGAAGCUAGCAAAUCCAGGCAAUCCCAAUGUCCAUUAAAUUCCUUCCACCACUCCGUCUCCUUAACCCAUCUCCUCCCGUAACCCGUUUCCCUCUCAUGAAUGUCGGACUCUCCAUAAAUACCCGUCGGUCCAUCCCCAUUUUCUCUCGGGUCUUCCCUUUUAAGCUCAGGUGCCCAGGGUUUUCUUCUCGGUUCUCCACCCGUUCAUUUCGACCUGGACCAACCGGGUCGAGACCCGAAUUCACCCGCCGCACUGGUGCUGAACGAGAGAGAGGAGAGGUUAGGACUUCCAAGAGUUUAGUUGAAGACGAGGCCGAACUCAGUGAUUGGGUUAGUGACUUGAGGGCCAACUCGUUCCGUGGCCGAGUCACUAGCGGAGACGAGUCAGAUUCUGAUAUGGGUCGUCGUAACAGAAGUAAGAGGGGCCCUGGUAGAGAUAGAGAUAGCGGUAGCAAUAGAGGUGGAGGUAGAGAGGGGUUUUCAAUGAAGAGGAGAAGGGAGAGUGACUCAGACGAGUUUGGUGAGCCAACUCGAAGGAGAACUGAGUCGACGUUUGGUCCGCCGAGAAAGAACCGUGGAACUUUGGGUUUACAGAAUGAGAAGAGAGGACAGGGAGAGAGGGAUUUAUGGCUUAAAAGAGAUGGUAAAGGAGUAAAAGGUGAAAAGGGUUUUAUUGAUGAUGAUGAUGAGGUGGACGAUGGUGAGGACGAGAGAAAGGGGUUAAUGCGUAAUCUUGGGGGUUUGGUUACCGAGGAAGAGAGUGACGACGACGACGACGGAGAUAAUGGUAAUGGGAUUUUUGAAAAAAAUGCACUGUCUUCUACUGGUUUGAAGAAGGAAUUUGAUAUGAAAGAUAGGCCAAGUUUGUCUUCGAGUUCUGAUUCUUUUAUGAGCGAGACUAGAUUUGAUCAAUGUUCAAUUUCUCCAUUGUCAUUAAAAGGAAUCAAGGAUGCUGGAUACGAGAACAUGACUGUGGUCCAGGCGGCAACACUUCCUGUUAUAGUCAAAGGUAAGGAUGUUCUGGCCAAGGCUAAAACAGGCACUGGAAAAACUGUGGCAUUUUUGCUUCCAUCAAUUGAAGUUGUUGUAAAAUCUCCUCCUCUUGAUCGUGACCAAAAACGUCCCCCGAUUAUUGUUCUUGUCAUAUGCCCGACAAGGGAGCUUGCAACCCAAGCUGCCACGGAAGCAAAUACUCUGUUGAAAUAUCACCCAUCAAUUGGUGUUCAAGUUGUGAUAGGAGGGGUGAGAAUUGCUUCAGAGCAAAGAAAUCUGCAAGCAAACCCUUGCCAGAUUCUUGUUGCUACACCUGGAAGACUCAAAGAUCAUCUUGAGAAUACUGCAGGAUUUGCAACGAGGCUGAUGGGUGUGAAAGUCCUUGUACUUGAUGAAGCUGAUCGGUUGUUAGACAUGGGAUUUCGUAAAGAUAUUGAGAAAAUAAUUGCAGCUAUUCCAAAACAAAGACAAACACUCAUGUUUUCUGCCACAGUUCCUGAAGAGGUUCGCCAAAUCUGUCAUGCUGCUUUGAAAAGAGAUCAUGAGUUCAUCAAUACAGUUGAAGAGGGAACUGAAGACACACAUUCCAAGGUCAGACAGAUGCAUGUGAUUGCUCCAUUAGACAAGCAAUUUCCCCUUUUAUAUGUCAUUCUGAAAGAUCAUAUUGCAGAUGACCCUGAUUAUAAGGUUAUUGUCUUUUGUACUACUGCUAGGGUGACUGGACUGGUUGCUGGACUUCUUGGUGAAUUGAACUUGAAUAUUAGAGAGAUCCAUUCUAGAAAGGCUCAGACAUACAGGACCAGGGUUUCCAAUGAGUUCCGGAAGUCCAGGGGCCUUAUACUUGUGACUUCUGAUGUAUCUGCACGCGGAGUUGAUUAUCCAGAUGUCACCCUUGUCAUACAGGUGGGGUUGCCAGCUAGUAGAGAACAGUAUAUACAUCGACUUGGUAGAACUGGGCGUAAAGGUAAAGAAGGGGAAGGUAUUUUGUUGCUGGCACCUUGGGAGGAGUUCUUUUUAUCUACCGUCAAGGAUCUGCCAUUAACAAAAGCGCCAAUGCCUUCAAUAGACCCAGACACGAAGAAAAAGGUGGAACGGGCACUGUCACAGUUGGACAUGAAUUCCAAACAGGCAGCAUACCAGGCCUGGUUAGGUUAUUACAAUUCACAAAAGAAAGUGGGCAAUGACAAGUACAGGCUCGUGGAGCUUGCUAAUGAGUUCAGCCGGAGUAUGGGACUUGAUACUCCUCCAGCCAUUCCCAAGCUCGUCCUUGGGAAGAUGGGCCUCAGGAAUAUUCCUGGCUUACGCACGAAGUAGAUCAGUAUCUCUAAUGAACUGGAUUAUUUUGCCCGGGAAUAUCCUUGUGGAGGAUCUUUAUAGGAAAAAUAUUAUUCAUUAAAUUAAUGUUUUUUUUUUCUCUCCUUAAAUUAAAUUGGUAUUGUGCUAUAGAGGACGAGUGUCAUACUAACUCAGUACACAAAUGAUUACAAUCAUUGGAUUUGGAUGUGUGAGAGCUACCGAGGGCACCCGAUUGUCAUUUGUGUAAAAAAGUACAUUUCUCUA
Molecule: messenger RNA, 2649 nt
Organism: Populus nigra (black poplar)
Lineage: Eukaryota; Viridiplantae; Streptophyta; Magnoliopsida; Malpighiales; Salicaceae
Product: DEAD-box ATP-dependent RNA helicase 31-like
Exons: 10
Coding region: 124-2403 (759 amino acids)
Cellular component (GO): chloroplast
Molecular function (GO): RNA helicase activity; nucleic acid binding; ATP binding
Source: RefSeq, a predicted model, not a curated record